CAGCCAAGCAAUGGCUGGUUGAUCCCGCUGUGUGGGGGUGGCCCCCUGUGGGUGUUGGAGGAAACCGCAGCCCAAGAUCAGUUUGCUUUUCUCUUUCUCUUUGGGAGCAGCCACAGCAGCUGUGAGGUCAAGAGUGAGUGCGUCUGUCCCGCCGUCCAUCUGUCCUGCCGGCCGGAGUCCCGAGGCCGCGGUCAGGGAAUAGGGUCCCGGGUGGACAUGCAGCCUCUGCCCGGCUGGGGGCCACCCCCCUGCAGCCCGACGCCCGCGGCUGACGUCCUGAGGCUGUUCAAGAGCUGUCAGCUCAUAAGUCCCGUGGUUACUACUCAGGCCCUGAGCCUCCUCCUUCUGACAGCCCCGCCCUGCGCACUGGGAAUGCCCUCGUGCAAAGAGGAGGAGUUCCCGACGGGGGCCAUGUGCUGCCCCAAGUGCAGGCCAGGCUACCGGGUGAAGGAGGCCUGCGGUGAGUUCGCAGGCACAAUGUGUGAGCCCUGCACGCCGGGCACCUACACUGCCCACCUCAACGGCCUGCCCGAGUGUCUGCCAUGCCGCGUCUGUGACCCAGGCCUGGGCCAGGUGACCAGACGGAACUGCACCACCCGGACCAACACGGUGUGCGGCUGCGGGCACGGCCACUUCUGUGAGCGACAGGACGGGGACGCCUGUGUCCAGUGCAGGCCCCACAGUGUCUGCCGCCCGGGCCAGAGGGUGCGGGAGACAGGCACCGAGUGGGAGGACACGCUGUGUGAAGACUGCCAGCCGGGCACCUUCUCUGCGGGGGGCACCCAGGCAGCCUGCACGGCCUGGACCAAGUAGGUGACCCGGGUCCCAGGAGGCGCUGCCAGGGCCCCCCUGGGAGAUAAGGGCCCCCAGCGGGGAGACGGUGACCCCCCAGCCGCCCUGCUGACCCUGUGGCUCCCACACCGCUGCCACCUCAGCCCAGGGUCCGGUCAGCACAUCCCACAUGCGGGGCUCAGGGCGCUGUGUCCAGAGACCCACCCUGUGUUCCGGUAUUUCUUUAGCUGUUUGAUGGUUGUCCUUUUAGCCUUGCUGGUGGUCUUCCCUGGGACUGCCCUGCGUCGGCAGGUGUUUGGGGUCUAGGCUUUGGUACUUUCUCUGGUGGGUAGACCCCUGGGGAUGUGGGCCUAGCACAGUGAUGUUGAACCUAUGGCCCGCGGGUCAGGUGACUCGCGAACUCAUUUUUUUGGUUGAUUUUUCUUUGUUCAAUGGCAUUUAAAUAUAUAAAAUAAAUAUUGAAAAUAUAA
Messenger RNA from Myotis lucifugus (little brown bat), 1262 nucleotides. RefSeq names its product tumor necrosis factor receptor superfamily member 14. Gene Ontology annotation, molecular function: transmembrane signaling receptor activity; protein binding. Gene Ontology annotation, biological process: signal transduction; immune response; defense response to Gram-negative bacterium. Bases 217 to 813 code for a protein of 198 amino acids. The transcript is spliced from 6 exons. Gene Ontology annotation, cellular component: external side of plasma membrane; membrane. The record is from RefSeq and is a predicted model, not a curated record. NCBI's taxonomy places the organism in Eukaryota, Metazoa, Chordata, Mammalia, Chiroptera, Vespertilionidae.